CAGUCGCUCUUAUCCUUUCCUUUUCUUUCGUUUCUUCGGUCGGUGGUGGUGUCUGUGGAAGUGCUCCGGGAGUGUGUGUGCUCGCGUGUGGUCAGAAUCUGUGGAACGAUGCGGUGAAUUGUAACUCGAAGAGAGCACCAGAGAUGAGUUCCAACGCCAUCCGGGGCAUCCGACGCAAGAAAUCGACGCUCUCCGAAGUGAAGAUAGCCGUACUGGGAGCGUCGGGCGUAGGAAAGAGCGCACUCGUCGUACGGUUCCUGACGAAGAGGUACAUAGGAGAAUAUGACCACCAAACAGAAAACAGGUACAAAAGCGAGAUGAUGGUGGAUGGCGAGCCUGUUCUAUUUGAAAUACUGGACACCUGCCCAAGGAGUGAGGACGAGCUUCCCCGGGACGAGAUCCUACAGUGGGCGGAUGGCUUCAUGCUCGUCUACUCCAUCGUGGACCGGGCCAGCUUCCGUUACCUGGGCCUUCUGCGACGCCACCUGAACAACACGCUGCCGAACCUGCACAGGGCGGUCACGCUAUCCAACACGGGCGGUGGCCCUGCAGGUGCGGGGGGUGGUGGUGGCGCCCACCAGCCGCAGACGCAGCAGACACCGGUGCCGGCGCCAGUCUGCAUCGUGGCCAACAAGGCCGAUCUCAUCCACCUCAGGCAGGUGAGCACGGAGGAAGGCGAGAUCCUGGCCAAGGGUGCAGAUGAUGGUUUCGUCGAGCUCACGGCCUCCGAGCAGGUGCACCAGGUGGCGCAGGCGUUCGCCGACCUCUGCCGCGACGUCUACGCCCACAGGAGGCGCUCCAAGCAGUCGCUGCUCGACCGGGUCUUCUUCGCCGGUGCCAAGGGCAUCGCUGCAAAGGCGAACGACCCCGCUGGAGGGCGCAAGUGAAAAAAGACGUCACACUGUCGGCUCGGUCUCCACGUCUGUGGCAUUGUUCAUAUCGUUUUUUUUUAUUUAUUUCUCUGUAAGUCGGGAUACAUAGAUACUUAGAAGUUUUCUAACAAGAAUCAAAGAUAAGUGUUUUGUUGUGUUCGGAGUCAGGAUAGAUUUCGGCAAGAUAGAAUUGCCCAUUGAAUCACGAAAAUGGGCAAUCGGAAGCUUGCGAUUCGGGACUUGAACGAAGAAUUCGGAAAUGUAAAUUUCGCACGUGCUUGCAUUUCUAGAGUGAGGUAAUGGUGUCAUGGGCUGAAAGUUUUGUUGAGAGUUCAUAAUUCGAAGUUCCCAGACAAUGACCGAUAUUGCAGGCAGGGUCUACUAAAGUUACAGAGCAUAGCACAGAAUUUGAUCUACUGGUCAUGUACGUCGGCCAUUAAGCGAAAGAUGGGAAAUUUGCAAACCCUUCAAUUUUCGCUCAGUGAAGAGCAGCUCAGUAAGUGGACUUCCUCAUGGCGUUGCUUGCGAGAAAAUUUGAAAUUAGUUUUACUACUGGUCUGCGUUUCUGUCAUGUGGAGGCUGACAAACAAAAGUCGUACUGAAUUUUAUUGGGUGGAUAUGAGACCGCACUUAGUUAAAUGGUUUUUUUAUUUGUUUGAGGAAUUUUACUAUUCAUGCACUCUGCACUUAACAGAAGGGUUAUAUGUGUUUUAUUUAUUGUUGUGACUAUGAAACGGUUUUGUACAGAUAACAAGCGGGAUAAAAAACUCAGAGCUAUCCUUCGU
Molecule: messenger RNA, 1657 nt
Organism: Rhipicephalus microplus (southern cattle tick)
Lineage: Eukaryota; Metazoa; Arthropoda; Arachnida; Ixodida; Ixodidae
Product: ras-related and estrogen-regulated growth inhibitor
Molecular function (GO): GTPase activity; GTP binding
Source: RefSeq, a predicted model, not a curated record